Messenger RNA from Rhineura floridana, 1837 nucleotides. It is a transcript of the gene SLC50A1, whose product is annotated as solute carrier family 50 member 1. Gene Ontology annotation, biological process: carbohydrate transport. NCBI's taxonomy places the organism in Eukaryota, Metazoa, Chordata, Lepidosauria, Squamata, Rhineuridae. The record is from RefSeq and is a predicted model, not a curated record. Bases 147 to 806 code for a protein of 219 amino acids. Gene Ontology annotation, cellular component: membrane. Gene Ontology annotation, molecular function: sugar transmembrane transporter activity. The transcript is spliced from 6 exons.
GUGCCCAAAGGUCCCGCGGGGCGGAGCGAGAGGCGGCGCCCCGGCAGAGGAGGCGGAUCCGGGAUCCGAUCCGGGGGCGCUCCCUCGGGCGGGAGGGCCGGAUCGCCUCCCUGCUGCGGGGAUCGAGCCCGGACGGAGCAUCCGUGAUGGGUCCGGCGGGGCUGGAGCUGCUGUCGGGGGCCUGCCUGGUUUUCACCCUGGGCAUGUUCGGGACUGGCCUGUCUGACGUGAAACAGAUGUUUAGGACCCAAAGUGUGGAAAACAUCCAGUUCCUGCCCUUUCUCACCAUGGAUGUCAACAAUUUGAGCUGGCUGAGUUAUGGAUUUCUGAAGGGGGACUGGACGCUCAUCCUCAUCAACGCUGUGGGCGCAACGCUUCAGACGCUCUACAUUCUGGUGUACUUCUACUUCAGUCCGGAGAAGCAUGCCGUGUUGUGGAGGACCAUGGCUUUAUUGGUGGUGCUGCUCCUUGGGUACGGCUACUUCAACCUUCUGGUCCCGGAUUUUUCCACGCGCCUGAACCGUCUGGGACUCUUCUGCAGCCUCUUUACCAUCACCAUGUACCUCUCGCCGUUGGCUGACCUGGCCAAGAUUGUGAAGAGCCAGUCAAUGCAAUGCCUCUCCUUCCCUCUCACUGUCACGACCUUCCUGGCUUCAGCGUCCUGGACCUUGUACGGGCUCCUCCUUCAGGAUCUUUACAUUGCGGUCCCCAAUGUGCCGGGCAUUGCCUCCAGCAUCGUUCGUUUCUGGCUAUUUUGGCGCUACCCUCCAGACCACGACAGAGCCUACAAACUGCUGCAGGCCUGAGGCCCAGGGGAUGGGCUUAAGACUGCCUUGAGCAAGGGGAAAGCGUGCCAAGGCUUUGUGUGGAUGCCGCGUCCGUGCGCAUGAUGCGCCUGCAAGAGCCCGGGGCCCAGCUGUUGGGAUUGCGCAACUUGCCUCUGCAGUGGGAACAAUCCGUCAUUCAUCUUGGGCGAAUGGUACAUUUGAAAACCACGGAGCCAGAGAGCCCCAACCCAACGCUCCCCCAAGGCAGGAAGACGACAAAAGGACCAACCCAUGCUUUCUGCAUUCUUUCCAAAUGCUUAGGGUAAAACAGGGUUGGGGGAACCUGAGGCCCUCCAACUCUCAUUAACCCCGACUAUUGGCUGUGCUGGCUAGGGCUGAUAGGAGUUCGAGUCUCAGAACAUGUGGAGGGCCACAGAUCCUCCGUCCCUGCUCUAGGCAAAGAAACGCGCCUUGGACUGGAGCGUUGCAUAAUGUCUACAGCAGGCGUGGGGAACCCGUGGCCCUCCAGAUAUUGCCGGACUGCACCACCCGUCAUCCCUGACCAUUGGCCAUGCUGGCUGGGGCUGAUGGGAGUUGGAGUCUAGCAACAUCUGGAGGGCCACGGGCUCCCCAUCCCUGCUUUACACCUCUGUAAGUGUAUUUAAUAUGUGAUCCCUGAUAGGUUGGGACAUGCAUCUAGGACGGGUGGGGAACCUGCGGCCCUCUAGAUAUUGCUGGACUACACCUUCCAUCAUCCCUGACCAUGGGCCAUGCUGGCUGGGGCUGAUGGGAGUUGGGAGUCCAGCAGCAGCUCGAGGAUCCCUACAGGUUCUUCACCCUUGGGUAGAAGAUGUAAGCGCAGAAAUGCCUCCCCAAAAAUGGAGUGACUGGGGAAAUCUCCCAGACUUUUCUACUGUGAGAGGGGUGGUGAUUGCCCCCUUUCUGUCUCUCCCCUCCAGUAGUGCCUUUUGACCAAGUUCUGUCUGUCUCCCAACCCACCCCACGGACCUCCUGCAUUUUUCAUAUGAUUAUUCUAAGUGCCUUGCAAUAAAGAGGACUGCUUUCCGGGA